AUGUUCCCUUCAGGUGAUAAGUUUUUCAACGGUAAGAACGAAAGUUUGAUUUACAGGUACAGCGGCCGAACGAGCCCCGGCGGCAGCCAGAUGGACAAGCUGGGCUCCAGGGGCAGCCCGCCGCCCGCGCUGGGCACGCUGCACGGUCGCGCCGGCCUCAGCCCGUCGGCGUCGGCGGCGCAGCUGGACCGCUACCCGGCGUCGCCGCCCGCCGCGCAGCUGGACAAGUACCCGCCGCCGCCGCCCCCGCAGCUGGAGGGCCGUUUCGGCGGCGGCCGCUCGACGCCCCAGCAGCAGCAGCAGCACGAGGGCCGGUCGACGCCGUCGACGCAGCUGGACAAGUACCCCGGGCCGGCGAGCCGGCAGGCGUCUUCGCUGUCGGAGCACCGCUACGGGCGCGACUCGCCGACCGUGGUGGCGCCGCCGCCGCCGGCGCUGCUGGAGCGCUUCGCGACGCCGCCCGCCGCCCCCGAGAACAGCCUCAUCGAGCCGUACGUGCCGCCCCCGCAGCAGCAGCACGCGGCGUCGCCCCCGCAGCCGGGCACGGCCACCGGCUCGCUCGAGCUGAGCCGCACGCCCAGCGAGGAGCCGCCGCCGUCCAGCGAGGCCAAGUCGAAGAGCGUGUCCUUCGAGGACGAGGAGCAGUCGUCGCCCGCGCCCGUCUCGCUCGUCGUGCACCCGCCGCCGCCCGCCGAGAAGCCCGAGCGCCGCGUCCUGUCGGCCCGCGAGCGCUGGCACUGGGCCUACAGCAAGAUCGUCAUGCAGCUCAAUGUGAGUACCGGCAGCACGCGACCGUCCCGGCACUCCGCCCCCGUCCAUUCUCACGCGUCUGCAUUGUCGCCUCAGUCUACAGCAGUCUUCUAA
Molecule: messenger RNA, 864 nt
Organism: Schistocerca gregaria
Lineage: Eukaryota; Metazoa; Arthropoda; Insecta; Orthoptera; Acrididae
Exons: 1
Coding region: 1-864 (287 amino acids)
Source: RefSeq, a predicted model, not a curated record